AUGUCAGAACCUAUACCCAUCCCUCACUCCAAAACCGAAAGUGCCCUGGAUGAGAUGUCCUCGCACGACGUGGCCGGUAGUGCUGGAUCCGAUCUCACGGGUGCUCUGACACCGGGCUAUCAGUCAGGCUAUCAAUCCUCCAGUCCGGGAAGCCCAUACCUCCUCUCCAGAAAUCCCUCGUAUGUUGGCAGCCAAUCUCUGCAGGAAGAUUGGGAGGUGCCCCUCGACAAGCUCACCUUCUUUGACAUCUUCGACAAUCUCGCUUUACCGGCCAAGCUCGAAAAAUGGCAUGCGACCUUGCAGGCUCAGAAAGAGAAGCUGGCACGCCAGCAGGAGAAGAUCAGGAGCUCGGGCAACAAUGCCAAAGACCGCGCCGUGGCCGAAUGGCGCAAACGUGUGCCGCCGGCCGAUGAACAGCUGGCUAAGUACCGGUCGCGCAUGAAGAAAUCGGUGGAUGAUCUGAACAAGAGGUGGAACGAAGUGGUGACGAUAUCCAUCCGCGAAAAGGUCUCCUUCAUUUCCGCCGUCCUCAACGUCUUCAUCAGUGGCUACCUGAUCGGAGCUGUGCCCGAGUAUUUCUACUGGUGGUAUACCAUACAACUCAUCUAUUUCAUGCCCAUCCGGGCCUACACCUACCACCGGAAGGGCUACCACUACUUCCUGGCCGACCUGUGUUACUUUGUCAACUUUUUGCUCCUCUGCAGCAUCUGGGCGUUUCCCCGUUCCAAGCGUCUCCUGAUCAGUGCCUACUGUCUUGCCUACGGCAACAAUGCCGUCGCCAUUGUCAUGUGGAGGAACUCCCUGGUAUUCCACUCCCUGGAUAAAGUCACCAGCCUUUUCAUACACGUCAUGCCGCCCGUGGCAUUACACUGCAUCGUCCACCUGACUCCAGGCGAGUUCUUGCGCCAACGCUUUCCGGCCGUGUAUGCCAUCAAAUACAGCCCGAAGGGUUCGCCCGGGCACUACGAACUGGCCGCCAUGCUGCUGUGGGCUACCGUGCCCUACGCGAUCUGGCAGUUAUCCUACCACUUCUUCAUCUCUGUCCGGCGCGCCGAGAAAAUCAAGGCGGGAAGACCCACAUCAUUUACAUGGCUCCGUCGUUCGUACGCGAACACGUGGAUUGGCAAGACGGUCAACUCGCUACCAGACUACCUGCAAGAGCCAGCGUUUAUGGUGAUCCAGUACCUAUACGCCUGUCUCACGAUAAUACCGUGUCCGAUUUGGUUCUGGUUCCGAUGGCCGAGCGCAUUGUUCUUGCUGUUCGUUUUCAGCUGGUCAGUGUGGAAUGGUGCGAAUUACUACAUGGACGUCUUCGGGAAGCGAUUCCAGAAAGAGCUGGAGCAAAUGAAGCGCGAUGUGGCCAAGUGGCAGAACUCUCCUGGAGCCAUGUUCAGUCCGCCGCAUGGACCCGUGGAUUCGGAUAUGAACUUGGGCACGACAAAGGGCGAUUCGAGAAACGGCCAUGACAAGAGGCCCUCGAUUGAUAAAAUCCCGUUGCUGGAUGAGACAGGGCAGCCGCACCAGAACGAUCAUGCAGACGUUAGUCCGAAUUCGGAAGCCAAUGCCAGGGCCACGGGCGCAGAGAUCCUGAAUGAGGCAAACGGCAAUGUUUUGGACAGGAAGAAUGUCUCGGCGCCGCUUACGGGGGCAACAAUGUGA
Messenger RNA from Fonsecaea erecta, 1659 nucleotides. RefSeq lists its product as hypothetical. Bases 1 to 1659 code for a protein of 552 amino acids. The transcript has a single exon. The record is from RefSeq and is a predicted model, not a curated record. Lineage: Eukaryota; Fungi; Ascomycota; Eurotiomycetes; Chaetothyriales; Herpotrichiellaceae. Gene Ontology annotation, biological process: phosphatidylcholine biosynthetic process.